Molecule: messenger RNA, 2565 nt
Organism: Crotalus tigris (Tiger rattlesnake)
Lineage: Eukaryota; Metazoa; Chordata; Lepidosauria; Squamata; Viperidae
Product: protein delta homolog 1-like
Exons: 6
Coding region: 746-1849 (367 amino acids)
Biological process (GO): heterophilic cell-cell adhesion; establishment or maintenance of epithelial cell apical/basal polarity
Cellular component (GO): protein-containing complex; plasma membrane
Molecular function (GO): calcium ion binding
Source: RefSeq, a predicted model, not a curated record
UGUUUUGAGCGGGUGGGGGAGGAGUCAAAUUCAUCUCACGCCGAGGCUUUCCUUCAGUCGCCUCAGGAAAGAUGGGUGGGAUGUGUACUAUUGGGCAACAAGUGGAACCCGGGAGGACUACAUACACGUCAGGAUGGCAGCGAAAAGACCCAACUAACUGAAGUGCAAUCGUGACCACUUUUUUUUUUUUUUGUACUGUAUUACCUCCCUCCUCCAUGUCAGCCUCUUUCCUAUUCCUACGCCUACGCCUGUUUUUUUUUUUUUUCUCCCCCUCCAAGGCAGACACUUAGCAAGGUGGCAGCGCGAACGUGAGAAUGCAUUGGCCCCUUUCCUAGGUCAGGAGAGAAGAGCUUCGUCCCAGAUUAGUGGGGCCCGGAUUUCUCGCAGCGAGAAUCAUCUCUCCUCCUCCUUCUCCUCCUGCGGCAGAAAGUUCCCCUCCCUUUCCUUCCUGGAAAAAAAAAAGGGAAAUAAAUGACCAAACAUACAAAAAAAAAAUCUCCAUGAAAUCUCGCCUUUAGGAGAAGGCAACCGGGGCACUUCCUGGGCGGAGGGAAUACCCCUCCCGCGUGCAGCUCCGUCUUCUUUUCCCUCGUAGGCAGUAGGAGUUGGGGCAUGAGCCCCCUCGCCGGGCACGUUUGGCGAUGGAUUCCCACACCGCCAAAUACCUGGGCUGCUUUUUCUGGCCGCUGGUCGUCUGUCUGCCGCUGGCCCAAGAUAUUUUGACAAAGCUGACAAAAAUGGAAGCAUGUUCAAUUCUGUUAUAGAUCUUGCAAAAAAUCACAUGGGAAUACAAGGCACUGAUUGCAAACCUGGUUGUCAUCCAGUGAAUGGAUUUUGUGAGGUUUCCAAUGAAUGCAGAUGUCGACAUGGUUGGCAAGGCCCCCUCUGUGAUCAGUGUGUUCCUUUCUCUGGCUGUUUGCAUGGGAAAUGUGUCAAACCAGGCCAGUGCAUGUGUGAAGAAGGAUGGAUUGGUAGCCACUGUGACACAGUUGUUCAUCCUUGUUCUUCCAAGCCUUGUUCAAAUUACUCAAAGAAUUGUGUCGAGACUGGAAAUGGUAGAUACACUUGCUUGUGCGCUCAAGGCUAUAUGGGAAAAAACUGUCACAUGAAAAAGGGACCCUGUAUUGUUAAUGGCUCACCUUGUCAAAAUGGAGGAAGUUGUUUGGACAAUGAUGGGUUUGCACCUUACGCAUCUUGCAUGUGCUCUCCAGGAUUUACUGGACAGUUUUGUGAACGUGAUAUUGAUGACUGUGAACCAAACCCAUGUGAAAAUGGAGGCACAUGCACAGAUAUUGGAAAGAGUUUCCACUGCUCUUGUCCUAUUGGCUAUGAAGGUGUGUUGUGCAGUAACCGCAUCCCAGCUUGUGAUAGUAGCCCUUGUGAAAAUGGUGGGACAUGUCAUGGACACCGUGGCAGAGGCUUCAUGUGUAUUUGCAAACCAUACUUUGUUGGGGCCACCUGUAGUUUUUCCACUAGAAACACAAGUGUGUAUGUGGUGGCUAAACAGAGACGGAAUCAGAAUCACCACCUGCAUUUAAGAGGACACCGUAAACCAGCUCAGCAGCAAGAGAAGGAAAUACUGACCAUAAAAGAGACAAUUGAAAAUAGGCAGUCCUUGCUCACUAAGAGUCAGGUGAUCUGCUUCAUGAUCCUAAGCUUUCUUACAUGUCUUGUUGUUUUGGGUACAACUGGGAUUAUAUUUUUCUCUAAAUUUGAAGUAUGGCUAGCCAAUGCCAGAUAUAGCCAUUUACUGCGCAAGGAGAGAGAUUUCUUUCUAAAAGCAAAUGAUGAUGAAAAUGUUUCUGUGAAUAUAAUAUUUCCUGAGAAGAUUAAUCAAGAUAAUGAAUAGUCAGUGUACCUAAAUUCUUUUAUUUAGCAAGGACACCUAAAGCUUCAUUUGUGUCAGGGAGAUAGAUGCCUUUUUAUUUUUAUUUGUGACACAAAUUCUGGCUUUGGAACCAGUUGACAAAGAAGAAAGAUGCUCUGUUUUUGCCAGAUAAAUACUCAUUUCCCAAACAUGUUUUCUAAUUAAAUUAUUUUGUGAACCAGAGUUGCAUAAACUAUUGGGGACUGAAGGCUACGUUUGAGCCCUUGAGUGGAAAGCUAGGAAUGCAAAACAGAAGUAGCAGAGCCUGGCCAAUUCUUUUUAAAAAAUUAAGUUUUAGUUUACUUAGUUAAUUAACUAUAAUAUGAUUACUCCUCAUGCAUUUCAUAUUUUUUCCAUUCUCUAACAUUUUAAAUUCAGCAGCAGCUUGUUUAGGGGCUGUGAAGAUCAUACCAGGGCUUUGAGGGAAGGGAUAUUACAUGCCAAAGUUUACAGAUCUAUGACACUUAAUUUGGGUUGUAAUCCUAUAUUAUAUACCUGGAAGUAAGUUCCAACAUACUUUGUGGGGUUUGCUUCUGAACAGGCACAUGCGCCACUGAAUUAUUGUUAUUGUAAAUAAAAAGUCAAUACAAUAUUCUUAAUUAAGAUAGCUAUUGUCAUAUUAUGUUUGACAACUGUGAUAUUUCUAAAUUAAUUUCUAAUGCUUAUUUUGAAUAAAUAGAUAUUAAGGGCUACACUGA